UAUGGUAGAUUUUGGUAAUGGUAAGUUUCUGUAAAUAGAAUGAAAAAUCCUUGUCCCGUUUCCUGUAAUCGUUCUUGAAAUGCUCUUGAAUAAAAAUAAAAAGACUGUUCUUCGGUCAAAUUUUCCUAACGAUUCAGUUGAAGAGAUAUUGUUGGAUGCCAAAUUAAUUAAUUUUCAACUGGAGACUGGAGAAUGGGACGCUGUAGAGGAGAUGUUACGAGCCGAAGCUCAGCUUUCGAGAGAUGCAGAAACCGGACGAUUGCGCCCAAAAAAGGCAUCAGAGUAUACAUUGCGACUAAUAGCAGAAGUCUUGCACAUAAUGCGUCUUGAUGUUGAGCAAGCGUCGUACAACAGGAGCACACUAGCUGUUGCCGAGCAAUGCCUCCGAUUGGUGCGUUCAUGUGCUGCAGCAGGCACUAAGAUGCAGACCUACAUCUCUAAAGAACUCUCCAUACUAGACUCUAUGCACAUUCUAGCUACAGAAUACCAGCAUCCAAGUGUUGACUUUGUCAAUGAAGAACUGCAAAAAAAGUUUGAGUCAUGCAUGACUGUACUCAUGCAAACAUUAGGAAACUUAGUUGUAAAUAAUCCCUUCAACCAAAUUAUGAUUUGGAAUAAAUUUGAUGCCAAUAUCCUCAACAGCUUUGUUGGUUCCAAUGAUAAGAUAGCCACUGCAGCUGCCAUGAUUGUCUACAACAUUUUAUUAGGCCAACCUAAUGUAUUGCCAGAUGAUGUUAUGUUAUUAAACUCUUUAGCUUACAUGUAUAGUAAUGGCAACACUGAAUACCCACAUUUAAUCAUAGAAUAUUUAAUUGGUGUUGAAAAUACUUAUAUUGAGAAGUUAUAUUCAAAGUUGGAUCCUGAAUGUCGAAUGCUGGUGUUAAACAUGGCUUACAAUAUAUUGAUGUCUACGGAAUCUCAAGAUAUAAAUGUGUCAGUAAACUUUGUUAAGUUUAUGGCUCAUGAGUUCAAGAGUAAAUCGGAUUGUAUAUUGAAGACGGUUGAUAAGUACGUGAACACUAUUGAGCCUCAGGAGGUGGUGUUUUUAUUGGAGAUCAUAGCUACUGCAUCUAGUAUGGAUGCUUACAUGGACUGCUUACAGACGGACAGCUCAUUAUUUAUUAAUUGUGCAUUUCUCCUAAGAGCGAUUCACAAGCUAGGCAAAGAGAGCAGCAACUUCUUCUCAUCUCUCAACAAACUGUAUGAGGCUACCGGCAUGACUUUCAUUGAUGACGAGAACUUAUCAACUGUACCCGCCAAUAGUCCAUGUGAGAAUCCGUUAACCAAAAACGAUUCAGCCGAUAACAUGCUAUCCUGUAACGAAACGACUUCAGAAUGUACCGAAUCAGAAAGCAGUGAGCAAUACUUCGAGUGCAAUGAAAAUCCAGCUUACAUGGACAAAUUCGACGCCGUUGACAAUUUACAACCUCUCAAGUUCCCCGAUACGUUUCCCGAAGUCAAAAAUGGGCGGAGCAACUCAAAUUCUAAUGUCAAAAUUGAUGCUGAUCUUUCGAAAGUCGCGUAUAAGCGAAGCAGUUCCGUUCCUAAAAAUGAGGACAGAGUGCCCUUGCCUACUAGGCGGAUUAGUUUGGAACAUAAGAUUGAUAUAGGGGACGAUAACGAGCCGCCUUUGAUAAUAGACUCGGCGUCGCCAAAUGGUAGCAUGAAUACCAUCGCGGAAAUGAUCCCCGUAGCCUUGCAGCCGAGGUUAGAACUACAGCCGACAAGCAGAACUGAGUCUCAAGAGAGUUCGCCAAACGAUCCUCCCACAGAAAUUCACAUUUCCAAAGAUGAAUUGAAAACCGAAGUCAAGGCGUCCCCCAGCGAAAUAUCACCACCUUUAGCAGAGAAUGUUACAGAAACGGAGUCACAGAAGCAGUCCCCAGAUACUCCGAAGGAAGUUAAGAAGAGUCAGAAUUUGUCGACGGAUUUCGAUCUCAGUGAACAACUACAGAAAAUUCUGGGUAUUUCAUCGGAGAAAACGCGUGGGGAAACAGCUAAUGCUGAGAAGAAGAGUGAACCAGCUAAAGAAGUAAAGAUCUCUGAUGAUGCGACUAAUAAUAAGGUGCCGUCGGUGAAAAUCGAUUCGCCGGAGGGCGCGAAGACCAGGCUAGGAGCGGUUGACAUGACGACUCCUAAGAAAGCCGUGACGUGCGUGGAGACGGUGGAGCGGCACGUGGCGUUCGGCUUCAAGGCGGCGCUCGUGCGGACACUCGCCAACCUCUGCUGGAAGAACCAGGAGAAUAAGAAACUGAUCCGGGAGCUGGAGGUGAUUCCAGUGCUUCUAGAUUGCUGCAAUAUCGACGCUCGCAAUCCUCUGAUUAUGCAGUGGGUCAUCUUCGCUGUACGCAACUUGUGCGAGAAUUGUCCGGAGAAUCAGGAAGUAAUAUCGAAAAUGACGCUGCAAGCUCCAGUCGACAAUGAAGUACUUCAAGAGAUGGGUCUGACCCUUCAGACGGAUACUCAAGGCAACAGCAUCAGAAUUGUACCCAUGUCCCGCGGUUAGACUGACAUAAAACCAACCUAUAUAAUAGCCUUCUUAUGUAGAGAUUACUAUUCCGUACUGAGAAUCGAUUUGGGUGAAACCAGAUUAUAAUUCUUAUUAGGAAGACGCUAUACUUUCAAAAAUCCAAGGGAGACUCAUGAUUAAAACAUGUUUUUAUUCAUAAACGUAUUUGCUGCCUACCUACCUACUUCAAUGUGUGUAACUUUAUUCUGUUCUCAGUAUAGAAUAGGAUCGUGCAGUGAAGUAUUAUGUUUAAUAAGACCUAUGCUUUCUACAAGAGAUUGUAAUACCUCGGGUGAUGUAAAACUGUUGAAAUGGCUUGUGGUUGUUGGAUUCAAUGUAUGAUAUGUACUCCAGAAGAAAUACCAGCUGUGCAGUACAUUUGUGAUAGAUUUUUAUAUGAUGGAGUCUGAAGCUAAUCUUGUGUAAAGCCAGUCUUGUUAUAUGCAAAUAUAUGAACUAUACUAGUUUCCUUUGCUUGUUGCAAUGUUUUCAAUCAUAACCCAUGAUUUAUUCCUAUGUGAGAAAUAAAUUAUUAAUAAAUACAUAAAUGCAUUUAAUCAUUACCUA
Helicoverpa armigera (cotton bollworm) is the source of this 3076-nucleotide messenger RNA. Its product is annotated as ataxin-10. The transcript is spliced from 9 exons. Lineage: Eukaryota; Metazoa; Arthropoda; Insecta; Lepidoptera; Noctuidae. Gene Ontology annotation, biological process: neuron projection development. Gene Ontology annotation, cellular component: cytosol. Bases 80 to 2506 code for a protein of 808 amino acids. The record is from RefSeq and is a predicted model, not a curated record.